Messenger RNA from Capsaspora owczarzaki ATCC 30864, 1866 nucleotides. RefSeq lists its product as hypothetical. The record is from RefSeq and is a predicted model, not a curated record. Gene Ontology annotation, cellular component: mitochondrion. Bases 24 to 1763 code for a protein of 579 amino acids. Lineage: Eukaryota; Filasterea; Ministeriida; Capsasporidae. The transcript is spliced from 6 exons. Gene Ontology annotation, molecular function: metalloaminopeptidase activity; manganese ion binding.
CUAAAUUCUCACAAACCUCAAUAAUGGUGCUGCACUUGAUGUUGCGCGGCUCAUUCUCGAUCGCCACGCGACUGAGGGUGCUUCCAAUCCACCACCACCACGACCACCACUCGCGCAGAUCCAGCCACGGACUCGCUGCAGACACUCAUCCCGAGCUGCCGCAGCCGUCGCCGGGCAGGCACCCGCACCUGAUGAAGCACGGCGAGCUCACGCCUGGGAUUCCCGCGGACGAGUACGCCGAGCGACGCCGCGCUCUGAUGCGCCGGCUGCCACUCGGGAGCCUUGUACUCGUGUUUGGAAGCACCAAGCACUUGAUGGCGAACGACAUCCCGUACCCGUUCCACCAGAACGCAGACAUGCUGUACUUGACUGGGCUGAACGAGCCCGACGCCGUCCUCAUGCUCCAAGCGCCGACCAGCGAGCUCAAGAAUAACCAUCCAAGCACUGAAUCAUCAACUCAGCAACAACAAGCACAUUUAUCGAGUGCACUGAAGCAAGCUCCGUCGGCCGCGUCGCAGAUGGUCGCGAGUAUUCUUGGCGUUUCACUUGUCAAACAAGGAGAUUUCCCGCCAUUGCCGCAACUCCCGCCCCCGCCAUCACUGCCAGCGAGCACGUUCCGGGCUGCCGUGGCAAACCUUAGAGGCGAGCAUACCAUGACCCUGUUUGUCAAUCCAACCGAUCGCGUCUCGCGGCUGUGGGACGGGCCUCGUGCGGGUCUCGAAUGGGCCAAGGCGCACUUUCGAGCAGACCGGUCGUUUCAAAACAGCGAGUUUGCAAUGCAUCUGCGAAUAGCACUGGGCCAAUGCACACACGUCAUUGCGCCCUCGUCGGACUCGGCCAGCUCCCCACAGCCAGUGGCGAGCGUGUUUGAUUCGGCAAUCAAGUCCUUUCCCGAGCAUCGUCAAGUCCCUCUGCAACCCUUCUUGCAUGCUCAGCGCGCUGUCAAGUCUCCCGCUGAGCUCGUGUUGAUGCGCAAGGCAGCCGAGAUCGCCUACCAUUCCUUUAUUGCUGGAAUGCAAGCGACUCGCCCAGGGGUGGCAGAGUACCAAGUGUUUGCUGCAAUGCAAGCAGCGACAAUCUCACGAGGAGCCUUCCACCUGUCCUUCCCACCAGUCGUCGCUGGUGGUGCUCGUGCCACCAUCCUUCAUUACGUGCAAAAGGAUCAACUAUUACGUGCGAACGAGUUGGUAUUGGUCGAUUUUGGCAGCGAGUACUUUGGAUACUGCUCGGAUGUAUCGCGGACGUGGCCAGUUUCUGGCAAGUUUAACGCCAUCCAGCGAGCCGUCUACGAAGCAGUGCUUUCGGUGAAUCAGAAAUGCAUCGAGGUUUGCGAUUUGGGACGAAAUGCUGGCCUCCGGGCUGCCGAUCUCUCGCGACAUGCCCGAAACUUUACGAUUCAAGAGCUUGAAAAGCUUGUUCCACUGAUCAUCCAACCUCAAUUUCGCCACCUUUACUCUACUCGCGAGCAGCUGAUUCCUCUUGCAAGCCAGCUCUUUCCACACAGCAUUGGCCACUUUCUUGGAAUGGACACGCACGACACUUCUGAAAUCCGCCAGUUUGAGACGUUCGUCGACGGCAUGGUCUUUACGAUCGAGCCUGGGUUGUACAUUGACGAGUUUGGCGAGCAUUUUGUGCCAGAAGCACGCGGCAUUGGCAUCCGUGUCGAGGACAACAUUCUCUUCCGAUCCGGUUUGCCAGCUCAAGUCUUGACUGCAAUGAUUCCCAAACUUGUGGAUGAUAUCGAACGUGUUUGUGCGCAGUGAAUGCGAGCGAUUGGUUGCUGGCUAUGUUGUGGGCAAAAUGCUUUUCAUUCAAUGUUUACAUCAACAUCAACACAAGCAUCAAAACAAAGCGAAUGCCCAUCUC